CGCACAUUUAUUUUAACCAGGAAAGCGAACAAAAUUACAUUUUCGUGUUUGAGAAGUGACUCGCUCACAAAAGAAAACGAAACAUGGCUGUCAUGCAGAUGGUAACAGCACCUCUUUUAUCAGUCAUCCUUAUUAUUUCUCUCACAUCACUAAACACAUAUGCAAAAGAACACAGAAAUAAUUGUACAACUGAAAUUUCUCCCACUGUCAUUAAAAAUUUAACUCGUCUAGUAAGAUCAGGCAAACAAGUUUUCAAUUUUGAAGUCCAUAUAAUUGAUAAAAAAAUUGAUGGCCUUCUCAAUCCUGUGCCACUAGAUUAUUUUGCAAAUGCGAGACGUUUCACAUGGAUUCCAGAUAAACCAGAUGGUUUAGUAAUGUAUAAAAAUGUCCUCUUUGACUUUUCAAUUCGCUCAUUUAAUAUAUUAGACGCUUACAUUGCUACUCCAAGUAUUGAUAUCGAUAUGAAUUGUGGAAAACAAAAUGUUCAGCGAUACGAUGUAAUAUAUUCGAUUUUCGAGGAAUUAAAGAGAAUCGUAUUUAUCAAUGAAUCGCAGAUGGGAGAAUCUGGAUAUAUGUGUUUCUUUAUAAAUUUGUCGCACGACAUGCAGAAGAACAGUCCUUAUACGUUAUUAGCGUACAGAAUAUUGGGUAUUUAUCGUGAGAUACUGAAGAAUUAUUGUUGUGAACUACAUAAAAAUGAUAAUACUACUUAUGAACCAAAAUCCAUUUGUUCUGGAAAUACCAUUGAAAACAGUAUGUUUGUCAAUUGUGCAAAUGUUGUUGGAGCAGUUCUGUUGGCCAUAUUUCCAUUGUAUAUCAGGUUUAUAUCAAAAGCUAAAUUACCUCCGUAUUCCUGCAACCAGCCACAAUCAGGUAACGCGGAGGUGCAUUUGGAUAUUCUACCCUCAUCACCAAAUUCAAAUGAACCUAACCAGCAACAAUCAACUAACGAGGAAGUGCAUUUGGAAACUCUACCCUCAUCACCAAAUUCCCUAGAACCUAACCAUCAACAAUCAACUAACGAGGAAGUGCAUUUGGAAAUUCUACCCUCAUCACCAAAUUCCCUAGAACCUAACCAUCAACAAUCAACUAACGAGGAAGUGCAUUUGGAAAUUCUACCCUCAUCACCAAAUUCCCUAGAACCUAACCAUCAACAAUCAACUAACGAGGAAGUGCAUUUGGAAAUUCUACCCUCAUCACCAAAUUCCCUAGAACCUAACCAUCAACAAUCAACUAACGAGGAAGUGCAUUUGGAAAUUCUACCCUCAUCACCAAAUUCCCUAGAACCUAACCAUCAACAAUCAACUAACGAGGAAGUGCAUUUGGAAAUUCUACCCUCAUCACCAAAUUCAAAUGAACCUAACCAGCAACCAUCAAUUAACGAGGAAGUGCAUUCUCGAAAUGAAGACACAUCGCCGAAUUCCCUAGAACCUAACCAGCAACAGUCAACUAACGAGAGAUUAAAUUCUCAAAAUGAAGACACAUCGCCAAACUCCCUAGAACCUCACCAGCAACAAUUACCUAACAAUGAAUAUCUAUGUAAAUACGCAUUGCCAGACAAAUCAGAAUGGAUUAGUAUACAACAUAAUAUUUACAGUUUCUCUCAUUUUUUAUAUUGGUUGUUUUGUUUUCAUUAUUCGACUUUGUUUGUUUCAAGACUAAGAAGAGGUAUUCUUAUUUUGCUUUCUCUCUCAGUAAUUCUUCUAGAUCUUUUAAUGUAUUACUUAUUUUUAUAUGAAACGGUGACAAUAUUUUUACAUGAUCGCAUUCCAUUGGGUUAUCGCUCCUUCAUUCUAGGAAUCCAGAAAAGCUAUGAACUUUCAGAUUGUUUUGUUUGGGGUCCCUUUUUGGGGAUAAUCAGCUACAUAAUUUUUAACUUUAUCCUGUUUGUUCUUCCCAGUCAUUUAAGUGAGAUUAUCGCUGAAAGUAUAUUAGAUACAAAACUCAAAGAAGAUUCUUUUUCUACACUUCAGGGUUAUGAUCGACUCCUUGCAAUAAUUAAAGUUAAAGUUUUCAUUGCUGCCGACCCAUAUUUCUGGAAAUCUAUAUUUGUUAAGUGGAUUACGCGUAUACAUAAAAUGUGGACUAUUUUCUGCAAGAGUAAUAUUUUUAUAAAAAUUAUAUUAUCUAUUGCAAUGCUUGCUAAACCUGAUACUGUCGGUGGUAUAUGGCUUAUUGCCAUGUUUUUCGUUCACGCUUUUACAGUUAUGAACGCUAUUCAGGAACAUUAUAAAGGGAUACUAGUUCAAUCAAUAAUGUUUACCAAAACUAUAAAACCAAAAUUAGUUCAGUUAAAAUAUGAAGAGGAAUACAUUGAUGCCAAAUUGUUUGAAGCAAUCGUUAACGAGUAUUUUCCUUUGAGUUACGAGAUUGGUAAAGCCAUUGUAAAAUUAUUUUUAAUCGUAUCUUUUUUCUUUGCUUGCAAUAACAUAAUAAAUCGAAAGGAUUUUGAUCUAUCAGCAUUCGCACGGAUUGCUUUGAUAUUGAUGACUUCAUGGAUGCCUAAUGUAUUGUCGAAAAUUAAUGCUAAAUUUCAUUUUGAUACGUCUCUGUCACACAAAGUUAUUCACACAAUUUAUGAAUUUCCAAAAGGAAAUGAAUCCAAAUGA
Molecule: messenger RNA, 2609 nt
Organism: Octopus sinensis (East Asian common octopus)
Lineage: Eukaryota; Metazoa; Mollusca; Cephalopoda; Octopoda; Octopodidae
Exons: 3
Coding region: 84-2609 (841 amino acids)
Source: RefSeq, a predicted model, not a curated record